Molecule: messenger RNA, 1264 nt
Organism: Amoebophrya sp. A25
Lineage: Eukaryota; Dinophyceae; Syndiniales; Amoebophryaceae
Source: the annotation of a GenBank genome assembly
ACAGCAUAUCACAAUUUAGUUUGAAAUUGAAUGCUUCUACGAGACUACGAUUUUGAUGGGCAGCAUACCACGAUUGUUCCAAGAACACGAUCGAGUUUUGGACGCUUUUACAAUCAUGGUCGUCGCAAUGUUGGGCGAUGACAAUGCACUCGCCAUGAUGGUGCACUUUUUUAGUGUGUCGACACCCGGGCCAACGCGCAGGCGGACUAGUUUUCUGGAAAAUCUUGAACACGAACGGCACCUCGAAAAUGGUCAUCGCAUGGCGUCAAAUGGUGGUGGAGAUCCUCGAUUCUGGUCUAAUGCCUCAGUUGAUACAACGGCGUCCAGUUCGUGUUCCAGAAAUCAGAAGGCAAGAAGGACAUCGAGUUUUGUGGCACACGAUGAUGCAGGCCUUCCAGUGAGAAUAAGGAACGAGAAAACGAGUAGGAACAACGCGACAAGGACAACAAGUUUUUUCUCCCUUAGUAAGACAAUGGGUAUGGUCCAGAAAUUUGCCACCGGGCUGAGUAAGAGCCCACUGCAGGUGUAUCGAAUGGUAACGCUCUAUCCGCAGAGUCAUCAUCCCGCACUCGCCACCCAACCUCUGGUGUUGCAAUCUCACAGUCAAAUUUAUGGACGCAUAAGAAACUAUUCCUAGGAUUCUUGCCCAAAUGUUAUCCAUAGGUAUCAAGAAAGAAGCAUGUUGAAGCCCUACUUCUAGUUUAGAGCUCACAUCUUUCAUGUUAGAAUAAACCCGAACGAGGACGAGGCUCUUCGAGAAGAUUACUACGCAGGAACGGACCCGAUCACCGGGAAAGAGGUGAAGACGGGAGGCCAAAUGCGACCAGAUAGUUUAUGAACAAAGAUAGAGUUGCAGUUUUUUCCGUCCUCAAGACCUUUUCCCAAGCUUCCGUUUUUUUUUGCAUGCUGGCUCUGAAUGAUAAGGCAGUUUCUAACCCGCACCAGGGUCAGGGAAAGGUAUCAUGAUGGAUAGCGUCAUGGAAAAAAGUACAACAUCUUUCUUCGUUUCAUAGCGAGGUGGAGAUGAAGCGGGCAGGGAAAUCAUUCGCGAGAAAAGAGACCAGGCAGAGAAACCAUUCGGGAAUCCGAUGGAUAGAUAUAACACACAAGUCCUUUUUCCUGUGCCGAUGGAUUGGUGAUGCUUGAAUUUAGCACCAUGGAUCUGGUGAUGAAACAAUUCAGCUUCUAAGACUGAGUACUAAAAUGAGUCCUUUAUUUUGAUUGAUGUGUGAAUGUGAUAGCACAAGCACUACUUGAAAUUACU